CUGCCCACGCCUUCUUCCCCUAGCCCCAAACCCUCCCAAAAGUCCCAACCCGGCGAAGCCGCACCACGCGAUGCCUUCCUCCUCUCGCGGCCUCCAGGAGGCGCCUGUGGCGGCGGAGGAGGCGAGGAACUGGGCGGACAUGCCACUGGACUCGAUCUUGGCCGUCCUCCACAAGCUCGACCACAUCGACAUCCUGAUGGCGGCGGACCAGGUGUGCCGCUCCUGGCGCCGCGCCGCGCGGGACGAGCCGGAGCUGUGGCGCCGCAUCGUCAUGCGCGGGAACGCCGAGCUCUCCCCCAAGCUCAUCCGCCAGGGGAUGGCCUGCGAGGCCGUCCGCCGCAGCGCGGGGCAGUGCGAGGCCUUCUGCGGCGAGCACGCCGCCGACGAUGGCUUCCUCCUCUACCUCAGCGAGCAGGCUCCCUGUUUGAAGAGUCUUCGCCUCAUCUCUUGCUCGGGUGUCUCAAAGGAAGGAUUUGAAGAUAUAAUAAAGGGGUUUCCUCUCCUCGAAGAGCUCGAGCUAUCGCUGCAUCACAAUCAACAUCAGAGGGUGUACAAGGUUAUUGUAGAAGCAUGCCCCCAGCUGAAGCAUUUCCGACUGAACAAACAAUACUUCAAUGGGCAACAAUGGACAUGGCAAAAGGACAUGGAUGCCCUAGGGAUCGCAACGAUGCACGAACUACGCUCAGUACAGCUCUUUGCCAACAGCCUGACCAACAAAGGGCUCGCCACCAUCUUGGAUAACUGUCCGCACCUUGAGUCGCUGGACAUACGCCAUUGCUUCAAUGUCGACAUAGACAACGACGACGAUGGCCCGCUGCUGCGAGGGAACUGCGCCGGGAUCGGUAUGCUGCGGCUUCCUCAUGACUCGACCCAUGACUACGACCUCGAGGUUGGAAGCCCUAGGUUUGCUUCUGAAUACCAAUAUGAAUAUCUUGACUGGUGCAGCAGCCCGGACGUGGACAGGUAUUGGAUAGGAGAGGAAUCAGAGGAUGACAACGACGAUUAUUACUCUGGUUCUUCUCUCUUCGAGGCCGACCUCGACAAAUAUGAGACGGUGCUUCCGAGGAGGUUGCGUAAGUGAGGAAAGCAUCUUCGUGCAUGCUCUGGUCCAAUGUAUCAAUUUUCUCAGCAUAUGAUCAAACUGCGAGUUUUCGGUGGGAUAGACCAAAAUUUUCUACUCAAAAUGUGGAAACACUUCUGAACAUGUGAAUAAAUCACCAAAAAUUUCCAAUAUUUGGAUGUUCCCUUAC
Molecule: messenger RNA, 1250 nt
Organism: Brachypodium distachyon (stiff brome)
Lineage: Eukaryota; Viridiplantae; Streptophyta; Magnoliopsida; Poales; Poaceae
Product: putative F-box/LRR-repeat protein 23
Exons: 2
Coding region: 71-1081 (336 amino acids)
Molecular function (GO): protein binding
Source: RefSeq, a predicted model, not a curated record